Anthostomella pinea is the source of this 903-nucleotide messenger RNA. The record is from the annotation of a GenBank genome assembly. NCBI's taxonomy places the organism in Eukaryota, Fungi, Ascomycota, Sordariomycetes, Xylariales, Xylariaceae.
AUGAAGAACGUUGGAGGCUGGAUCGCAGUUCUCUGGGCGGCGUGCUGUGUACGCCGCGUUAUUUGCGAAGCACAAUGCUUCUUUCCCGGAGGAGAGGAGGAUCUGCAGGGCAACCCGUGCAAUGUGAACGCAGUUAACAACGGCGGACACAGCUCGUGCUGCCAGGUGAACGAUGCGUGCUUCGCAGACGGCACGUGCUCUACUUACGCGAUGAAUAUCCCGUACAGGCAAAGCUGCACAGAUCAGAUGUGGCAAGAUGACGCCUGUCCUCGAGGCAUCUGCACUGGCAUUGAUUCAGCAUAUGACGCCGUCGUUGUCUGGAUGGUCAAGUGCUUCCCACGCAACGCCAGCACCUGCUGCCUUCAGGGGGCCGAUUCGUGCUGCGGUGACACGCAGUUCGAAUAUGAGCCGGGCGAGAUUAUCGCGCUGCUCGACGGUGCGGGCAACGAUAGGCUGAGCCAGACCUCAUCGUCAACGAGGGAUUCGGGCAGUGGUAUGGUGAGCCAGACGCCAUCUUCACCGACGGAUUCGGGCAGUGAUAUGCCGAGCCAGCCCUCAUUGUCAACGACGAGUUUGGGCAGUGACAGCGGCACGGCCGCGAAGAUCACCGAGGCGGCGACAAUAACGCCAACCGCGGCAGCAGGAACCUCGAGCCCCAGGAAUGCGGCCGUCAUUGGGCUCAGCGUCACUCUGGGUAUUGUCGUCCUGGCGGCACUGGCCGGCUUCGCCGCACUGUGGAAGAAGCUGCAGAAGGAAGCCAAAUGGAGGAAGCAGAUGGCGGAAUAUGACCCGCGUGCUUCAAUGGCGUAUCCUGACAGGAGUAAAGGAACGCCUCAGGACACCCCUCCCACCGAACUGCCGACAGAAACGGUCUCACAUACCUUGCAGGAGUUGAGGGCAUGA